Molecule: messenger RNA, 8041 nt
Organism: Mizuhopecten yessoensis (Yesso scallop)
Lineage: Eukaryota; Metazoa; Mollusca; Bivalvia; Pectinida; Pectinidae
Product: monocarboxylate transporter 7-like
Exons: 7
Coding region: 1214-3052 (612 amino acids)
Biological process (GO): transmembrane transport; monocarboxylic acid transport
Molecular function (GO): monocarboxylic acid transmembrane transporter activity
Source: RefSeq, a predicted model, not a curated record
GUAGGGAAAAAUACGGUAAAUUUUUACUAUAUCAUUAAUUUUGAGGUAUCAACCGUGAAAUUCGACCUGGCCUAUACUCUGGACCAUGUUUUAAUGCUGAAGAUAGGCUGAACAUAUAUGAAAACCACAUAUUUUACGCAGCAUGGUGUGUGUUUUGAUCAGCUGAUGCAUUGUUCCGCUACUCGGGUCACGUGCUUAUGGUUGUGUGUAUAUGAUGGCCAGUAGACGAGACGGAGACGUAUAACAGUUAAGUACUCGUCCGAGAGCAGCUGAUCUCGCGAAAAAGGGAGGCUGGACAUACUAAAACGGAAGCUUUAAAGUGCCUGUUAACUCAACGCCAGGGCCAGACUAAGCCACAUCUGUCCUUGAUGUCUGUUCAACAUUGAACUUCCAUAGAGACAUCCUCACCUUUGAAAAUUGGACAGAAGAGAUUGUCACAAGUUAAAUUUGGUUCUCUGUGAAAUAGAUGAGAGUUUUAUUUCCUCUAUGAAGAGUUCCUUUGAUAUCUUCUGCAGACUCAUGACAACUCUCAGGUCUCCAAGGAUUCCAACUCACCAGUCGUCUGCUGUUGGAAGGACCGCAGGUGAUUACUUCCGACUUGCUGGCGGGUAAUCUCUCAGGAUUUUCUUGGUCCCCAAGGGCCAACGAUUAUGUAAACUUGGUUAAAUACUCAGUGUGGCCAGGCUAAUAGGGUUUAACUGCUGCCGUUCUUGUUAUUGUUGUGUUGUUGAGUUAUUGACUGUAUCAGACAAAUCAUUUCUCCCCAGAGUGACCGAGGACGUGCUCACAAUUAAUGUACCAAUACAGACCGGUGGACAAAACUACUGAUUUUAAUUCAUUUUUAAACUGUUUUAUUAAUCAGAAUAGCAUUUACAAUUCAACAUUUAAAAUGAAAUAUUCUUAACAGAAGACAUUGAUGAAAACCACCUUUGCAAUAUUUUCAUAAUCAAAUUGAUAUCUCCGAGAAGAAGUUGCAUUUUAAAUUGCAUUUGAUUAUUUUAACAAAUUGUGACAUUUUUAUAGACUUUACAUGCUUAAAAGGAAAUGUUCUACACCUUGAAGAAUAGCAGUGCUUUUUAACAGAGGCGUAACACUGAUGUAUUGUUGAGCUUGAUACAGUCGCAGCGAAACUGAUAGUGCUAUAUUAUAGUCAGAGUGCUAGAUAACUAGGUCAUCACUGGUAAGCUGUUACCUGUAAAACCUUAGUGAAAUCAUGGGAAAAGGAAAGCAUCCUGAUAAUCAUGAAGAAGAGGAGUUGGAUGUGGCAGUGCCCCCGGACGGUGGAUGGGGGUGGAUGGUCGUACUUGGCUCAUUUGCGCUCCACGUCAUCGCUGAUGGAAUUGUUUAUUCCUUUGGAGUAUUCUAUAUUGACUUUCUGGAUUAUUUCAAAGGAGGCAAAGGAGAGACGUCCUGGGUAGGCUCUCUCGUGCCUGGAGUAACGCUCACCGUAGGACCCAUUGCAAGUGCCCUUACAAAUCGUUAUGGUUGCCGUGUGGUGACAAUAGCUGGUGCCUUGAUAGCCUCGCUCGGCUUCAUCCUCAGUCUCUUCGCCCCGAACAUCUACUACCUCUAUUUCUCAUUUGGUAUAAUGUCUGGUCUGGGAUUCGGACUCAUGUACCUCCCUGCCAUCGUCAGUGUGGGACACUACUUUGAGAAGAAACGUUCCUUUGCUACCGGAAUAGCUGUAUGUGGUUCAGGAGUGGGCACAUUCAUUUUCGCUCCUCUUUCCAAAGUUUUGUUGGAUGAAUAUACUUGGCGUGGGGCCACUCUCAUUGAAGCUGGAAUUAUUCUCAACUGUGUCAUUUUUGGAGUUUUAUUCCGACCAUUGUUACCUACAAAAAAAUCAAAAAAGAAAUAUGAUGUUGAAGCAAAUGGGAAAAGUGAAAAAGAGGCACUUAUGAGGGAGAAUGGGGAUGGUAAACGAAGUUCUCUGCGUAUCCCCUCUGUAAGCAUCACAACAGAGCCAAGCUCUCCCUCAUCUUUGGUGGCUUUCGAUGCCAAUAAAAUUCUCACCCGAAUAAAAGUUGAGCAGAAUGGUAUAGCUCAAAUGGUACGAAGUGAUGGUGCACUACAUAAAAUGAAUGGAUAUUCAUCAUCUCCGCCAAGUUCUCCCACAAGUAACGUUGCCCCUGUGGUCCUCCGCUCAGGAACAUUUAGACGCCAACAUUCCACCAUGUCGUCCACCAGCCAUCUGUCUCCACUCGCUCGCAAAGACAUUUUCUACAGUGGGAGUUUGAUAAACAUUCCUCAGUAUAAAUCCAACCCGGAUCUCUAUGUGACUAGUGUUCUAUCCAUUCCAGAGCAAGUUUCAAAUGAAGAUGAUUGGUUUAUUUUCCGGUGUUUAAAUCUCUCCCCAGAAGUACGAGAUGCAGUGAGACAGAUGCUUGAUUUCUCUCUUCUGAAGGAUCCAAUUUUUCUCUUGUUUGUUGUGUCAAACUUUUUUACAAGUAUCGGCUUCAACAUGCCGUAUAUUUACCUGCCUGACAGGGCAUUAGAGGCAGGCAUCUCAAAGACAGAUGCAGCGUUACUGGUGUCUGUGAUCGGGAUCGCUAACACAAUUGGUCGGGUGGUGUUUGGCUGGAUGGCUGACCAGAAGUGGGUGAAUCGUCUGAUGCUGUAUAGCACAGCCCUAACAAUCUGUGGGAUCGCCACCGCCCUUUCUCCUCUAAGUAACAGUUUUGAAUACCUACUGGUUUACGCAGCAGUCUUCGGAGCCUUCAUAGGUGUCUAUGUCGGACUGACCUCAGUGGUGUUGGUAGACCUACUAGGACUGGACAAGCUGACCAGUGCCUUUGGACUACUGCUCAUGUUCCAGGGAGUAGCCACGCUCAUCGGUCCACCUAUUGCUGGCUGGCUGUAUGACGCUACAGGAAGUUACGACAUUUCAUUCCAGCUGUGCGGUACAGUUGUGGCUGUCAGUGGCUUCAUGCUGUAUUCUAUUCCUUUGAUCCAGAAAUGUCUCGGUCGCACAGGGCCACCUGGAAAAGCUGUGGAGUUCACUGUCGAUGUGGACAGUAACGAAGUGGAGGGGGACCAAUCCAGUCCAAUCUAAGGCUAUGCUACUGCUUGAAGUAUGUGCUGUGAUAUAGGGGAGUCUUUCUGCAUCAUGCCUCAGUUGUUGGAGAUUCUCAUAAAGAUUAUUGGUUCCUCUGGUUAAAAUCAUAUUGCAUAAUGUUAGGAGUUUUUGACAUACUUUCUACCAUGGAAAUCUGACAACAGCAAUACUAAGAUUCAUCAUUCUGCCAUUAGAAGUUAGUAAUCUGACAGCAGCAAAGACAGAUUGUAGACGUCUUAUAAGCAAUCCACAUCAUUGUAACAGGAAUGUUAUGCAGAUUGCUGAAGUGCAGCUAGUCUGGUCACAUUUAGACAGUCGUUACAUUUAUUGAUAGAUGUACAGAUUGAGUUAUAGUAUCAUAGAAGAUACGUUUAGAUAUCUGUAUUAAGUGUUUUACUGUUGACACUUUAGUAACUUACCUUGUCUAUUAAAGUGGUAAAUCACAUGUAAACAGACUUUAACGUUUUAUUCUGAGGGAGUCACUUAUUGCCGUUGUUCUAAUAUUAUUUGAAUAGUCCCAUAAACAAUGUUCAACAUGUGCUUUUGAACUAUUAAACUAGCUAGUCCAAUUUAAGUUUUUGUUUAGUGAUAGAGAAAUGAUAGUCCAUUAUUCUGCUGUAGUCUCCAUUAUACAUGAGGACUGUCCUGUAGUUCUGCUUAGAAAUGGGAAAUUUAUUACUUUUAUUUUGUACUAAAAAACCAAGGAAGCUAUAAAAGCUGGAUUUCAAGUCCCCGGGAAUGAUGUAGGGGAGGUAAUGCAGACUGUAUCAUGCUUUGUAUGUUAAUUAAGGGAGAUAACUCAGACUUAUUGUUGGUCAAGAAAAUAGCUACGAAUUUAUCAUUGCUAUAAUUGUGAUUGACGUGUGCUAAUUAAGAAAUGUCAUUACUUAGAGUGCUCAAUCUGCUUAACGUGCAGAAACAAAUUUAAAAAAUAAGUUAAAGGCAAUAAUAACUGUCUUCGCUUAUAUGCAAGAGACUGAUUUUAAAAUCUAAAUUUUAUGUUAUAUAUGUAUAUUGUGUAUUUGAUAUUGUACAAUUGUUUUGCUGGAUAUGAUUUGAAAUCUUAAAUGUUACAUUGAUAUUUACUGUAUGUUUGAUAUUAUACAAUUGUUAGGACUAUUAUAUAUACAUUCAAUGUGUAAAGCUACCCAGUUGAGGUAUACAGAAAUAUGACUGCCAUGAUGAAUCAUGUUUUGAAUGUGUAAGGUUUCACAUGAACAAUUAAUUUACAGGUACUACUUUUAUAAAGUGGUAUUUUGAAAGGGUUUCUUUCCUGAAGAUGGAAUUAAAUUAUUGCAUGAAAUUUCUAUGAAAUGAAAAUGCAAUGAAGGAGAGUAGAUACAAUGCACCAACAUAAGGGUGUGUUGUGCCUGUUGUGUUGUAUGCCUUUUAAAUGUAUUAUAUUGUGUGGAUUUAUGGACAUGCAAUACUAAUGCUGCAAGAGGGAAUAGAAAACAAAUCCAAUACUUAAUCAAACAUCUCUGUUGAUUUGAAGAGGUGUUCAUAUACAUGUUUUAAUUAACAAGUCUAAUUAUUGGAAUCAGUAUAUAAAAAUUAUACAAUGACUAAUUGUCAGAAAAAGUACAUAUUGAAAUUCUUGAUUUUUCAACAAUAUAAACACGGAUAUGUAAAUUUAGUCUGAGAAAAAGAUUUAGAACAAAUUACCAGGAACAUUGCAUUUUAAAUAAUUUUUUGAGAUAUAACAAUUAUCUGUUUUCCAGCUGAAGUUCUAAAACUGUUGUUUGAUAAUUGUGUAUGUAUGAGCGUGAGGUUUAGCAGAAUAUUUAGUUUUAUAAUGGCAUUUUAGCGUUAAUUUUAGUUUUCGUAUUUUUAUUUACAUGAUGUUGAUUAUUGUGUUGGCUCAUUAAUUAAUUCAAAUUAACUUUGUAGAACUCAUUGUGAGCAAUGGUAGAAGGAUUUACCCAGUGUUGAUGGUAGGUUUAUAUAGUAGAAAGUUAACUGUGUGGGCAAUGGUAGAAGAAUUUACCCAGUGUUGAUGGUAGGUCUAUAUAGUUGAAAGUUAACUCUGUGGACAAUGGUGGAAGGAUUUACCCAGUGUUGAUGGUAGGUCUAUAUAGUAGAAAGUUAACUGUGUGGGCAAUGGUAAAAGGAUUUACCCAGUGUUGAUGGUAGGUCUAUAUAGUUGAAAGUUAACUCUGUGGGCAAUGGUAGAAGGAUUUACCCAGUGUUGAUGGUAGGUCUAUAUAGUAGAAAGCUAACUGUGUGGGCAAUCGUAGAAGGAUUUACAUAGUGUUGAUGGUAGGUCUAUAUAGUAGAAAGUUAACUGUGUGGGCAAUGGUAAAAGGAUUUACCUAGUGUUGAUGGUAGGUCUAUAUAGUUGAAAGUUAACUGUGUGGGCAAUGGUAGAAGGAUUUACCCAGUGUUGAUGGUAGGUUUAUAUAGUAGAAAGUUAAUUGUCACACAAGUUGACGCAAUUAAUGUUCUUGAUUCCUUUUUAGAAAUUGAUCAAUGAUAGACACCUGUUAACAUAGGUUCUAUCUCCUAUGUAUUCUGUUUAUACUUUUUGAAUAGGCUGAUGUGAACAAAGUAUGAAAUUUUUUUGUAUUUAGGACCGUGUUUAAACAAUACAAGGAGUUUUGAAGUCCUUCCAUAACUUUUGGUGUCUCAGUGUUAAAAAACCCAAUUGUUAUCAUUUGCCGAGUCUUAUUAGCCUAUUUAGUUUAAGUUGUUUUCAUUAUAAAGUUACACACUAGAUCGAAAUUGGCUUUGUUCAUUCAAAUGACAGACAUAAGAGUUAAGAAAAGAACAAUUUUGUAAUAUUGAGGGGAAUUUAGCCUGGGAGAAUAUUUAGUAGAAAUAUCCUAUUAAUUUUAAUACAGUUAUAAUAAUGACUUGUACAUUGUAUUUAGUUUCAAUUCAGAAACAUUUUUUAUAAUACUGCUUUAUUGUUACUUAAUUGUUUUUGCUUACUCUAGCAUAAGAGAAAAAUUGAAAAUACAUAUAUACACAGUAUGUAGAUUUCUUAUUUCCCUCGAGGUUUAUAACACUAUAAUCAUUAAUUACGCUGGUUUGGUGUAAACGCGAAGUCCAUACAAACGACAUUCAUGUUAUAUACGAUCCAUUAAGUGUUUAAUGAGCUGCUAUUUUAUUGUUGUUUCAAUAAUAUUGUUUGUCAUAGUAAACAUAAUGACAAAAUCAUAUGAUUAUAAUAACAUGUUUUUUUAAUGUCUUUAUUGUUUUAAUGAAAAAAUCAGAUGUCUCAGUGUUAUAACUGUGAUAAGUAUUUUACAAGCUACUCACGUAUAAAUAUUUUACUUUACAAAAAACGUUUUAGGAAUCCCAGCUGAACACUUCCUACCUUUAGAGUCGAUCAAAUGAGCUGUAUAUCAAUCCAGUAUGAAAUCAGUCAGUUUUGUUCAUGCUGAAUUAAUUUAAUAUGGUCAUUUUGACUUUAUAGUACCAUAUCUUUUUCUACUUCAUAACUGGAGUGAUAUGCUUUAUAAAGUUAUGAUUCCUUUACUUCUAAGCCAGUUAAAUGUAGUGCAAUAUAUUGAUAUUAUUAUGUUGAUUUGCUUUAUAAAUGCAUCCUAUCCUGCUUCCUGAACAGUCGAAGCUUAAGGAUACCCGUACCACUGACACAAAAUAGUAGCUAAAGGUUGGAAACUGUUCUUUCUGAUAUGACUGUAGCUUUGAUAAAAACUUUUUCUGAAGAGAAAACCGUACCUUAAAGGACAUUUAUGAGAAAUAAUAAGGAUGAAUUAAAUACAACAUAAUCAUCAGUAGUGUUUCGAGUGUAAAGUUUCAGUGGGGCUAGCCUGAGAUUCAAACUGCAGACUUCAGAUUGUUAUACUAUCAUCCUAGCCAAUUGAGCUACCUGGUCAUUGGAAGUGCACUGGCCCAAUAUUUCUACAGUUACAUCCAAACGGAAGUUUAGGAGAGAUUACGCUAUGUAGGAAAAACCACAGUGCAGUGGGACAGGGAUCCUUAAGUGUAUAAUACCUGUCCAUUUAAUGUAGAUCCUCCUCAUUAGUUGACAUCCCCCAAAGGUUAAGAAUGAAGUUUGGUUCCUAAUCAGUCUUGUUUAUGAUAAAUUAUGACAGCUGUGCUGUAUUUGUAUUGGGGACAAAUGAAACUUACAUUUAUAAAUGAAUUUACAAAGAAAGGUAAUGUUGAACAGAGGGUCCAGCUAUAUUGAUAUUGAAUUGAUUUAAGCAAUAUCAUAAUUGUUAAUCAAAAUAAGUCAAUCAAAUCCUAACACAUUUAUGUCAAUAUGGCGGUUAUCCCAAGUUUCCUCUGUCCCCGACACCAGACUUAGACAUUUUUUGCAGAUAGAUGUCUGGUUUGGGGCCAGAGGGCAAUACUACACCGUUUGGUAUCACUGAGUUUUGAGGUGCUGGGGAGGACCUGCAGUGCUAAGGCCAGGAAUAUAUCAAAUGACUGAGUCAAUAUUUACAUCUAAAAUUGGAUGAUAGUUGUAAUCCCCAUUACAGGAUCAGAUUACUACAAUAGCCUAGUUAAAUAGUAUGUAUUUUAUCUGCUUGUAGGUAAAUAAACCAACGCUUCCCAAUAAGUACUAAUGUCAUUUAUCAUGGGAUUAUGAAAAUCCCAUUUAUGUGAUAUUGUGAUAUAUUUCUAGGAAUGAGGUUUUCCUGUGAAGGUGCUUUGAAGAAAUUUAACAUUCAGAAGAUUUUGUUUUGUUAUGAAAUUGAAGCAAUAUUAGAUACAAAGUCACAUUCCAUAGGUCGUUUAUAAGGCCUGAAACGCAAAUCAUGCUCAGACAUAUUUUUGUAUAUAUCUUUAUUCAUGUUUUGUAAAUAUUUCAACUUUGAUUGUAACAUAUUUUUUAAACAUCUUUAAAAUAAUUGCCAGUUAAAUGUGUGGAAGGUAGAUGUUGCUCAUCUUAUUUGCAUGCCAUGGUAGUUUAUGUAAGACUUGGCAGUAGAACCUUGUUCAUCCUCGAUAUCCAGGGGUUACAUCAUCCUCGAUAUCCAGGGGUUACGUCAUCCUCGAUAUCCAGGGGUUACG